Molecule: messenger RNA, 2748 nt
Organism: Abrus precatorius (Indian licorice)
Lineage: Eukaryota; Viridiplantae; Streptophyta; Magnoliopsida; Fabales; Fabaceae
Product: hydroquinone glucosyltransferase-like
Exons: 1
Coding region: 87-1529 (480 amino acids)
Molecular function (GO): UDP-glycosyltransferase activity
Source: RefSeq, a predicted model, not a curated record
GAUUCCUCUCCUAUCUUCCUUCACCUUCACAACAAACCCAAACCCAAACCCAAACAAAGAGCAACUUGGCUUAAAGAUAAUUCUCCAUGGAAAUCCAAAAAGAAGAAGCGAGAGUGGCACCAGUAAUGGUCGCCAUGCUGCCAUCCCCAGGCAUGGGACACCUAAUCCCAAUGAUUGAGUUUGCCAAGCGAGUCGUGGGCUACCAUAACCUCGAGGUCACCUUCGUCAUACCCACCGACGGCCCACCCUCCAAGGCCCAAACCACCGUCCUUCAGGCCCUUCCCAAGUCCAUUUCGCACACCUUCCUACCUCCGGUCUCACUCUCCGACCUCCCACCGGACUCCAAAAUCGAAACCCUCAUUUCCCUCACCGUUCUCCGUUCCCUCCCUUCUCUCCGCCACGCCUUCCGCUCCCUCUCGGCCACGCACACCGUGGCGGCGUUGGUCGUCGACCUCUUCGGCACCGACGCCUUCGACGUGGCCGCCGAAUUCAAUGCCUCUCCCUACGUCUUCUACCCUUCGACCGCCAUGGCCCUCUCGGUUUUCCUCCACCUGCCUCGCCUCCACCAGGAAGUUCAGUGCGAGUACAGGGAACUCCCCGAACCGGUUAAGAUCCCGGGUUGCGUUCCGGUUGAGGGGAAGGAUUUACUGGACCCUGUUCAGGACCGGAAGAACGAGGCCUACAAGUGGGUUCUUCAUCACGCGAAGAGAUACGCUGAAGCAGAAGGGAUUAUAGAGAACAGCUUCCUGGAGCUGGAACCGGGUGCUGUGAAGGAGUUGCUGAAGGGUGAACCGGGGAAGCCUCCGUUUUACCCGGUGGGACCGCUGGUGAACAUGGAGAGCGGUGGAAGAGGGGAAAGGGGGUCGGAGUGUUUGAGGUGGUUGGAGGAACAGCCACAUGGGAGUGUGUUGUUUGUUUCAUUCGGAAGCGGUGGGACCCUCUCGAGUGCUCAGCUGAAUGAGUUGGCUCUUGGGUUGGAGAUGAGUGAGCAACGGUUUUUGUGGGUUGUAAGGAGCCCAAAUGAUAAGGUUGCUAAUGCCUCUUAUUUCAUUGCCGAGAGCCACGUGGACCCUUUCGGCUUCUUGCCUAAAGGGUUUUUGGAGAGGACAAAGGGAAGGGGCCUGGUCGUGUCUUCUUGGGCUCCACAGCCACAGGUUUUGGCCCAUGGGUCCACUGGUGGGUUCUUGACCCAUUGUGGUUGGAACUCUAUCCUUGAAAGUGUGGUGAAUGGGGUUCCCCUCGUGGCAUGGCCACUAUUUGCGGAGCAGAAGAUGAACGCUGUUAUGCUCACCCAUGACAUCAAAGUCGCUUUGAGACCCACUGUUGGUGAUAAUGGCUUGGUCCAAAGGCAAGACAUUGCCAGCGUUGUCAAGUGCCUCAUGGAAGGUGAGGAAGGGAAGAAACUUCGUUACCGAAUGAAGGAUCUCAAGGAGGCCGCUGCCAAAGCUCUUGCCCCAAACGGCUCUUCCACUAACCAUAUCUCCAAUUUAGCUCUCAAGUGGACCAACAAGCCAAAUGUAACAAAUUAAACUAUAAAAAUUAUUAGCACCACUCCACCUUUUCUUCUUCUUUUUUUAAUCAUAAAUCUCGGAUUGUUAACUUAAACUAGUACAUAAGCUGGUCUAUUUUAUCGGGGAUGACUUUACUUCCACUUUUUAGUUUUUACCAUACUUUUGAUAAAUAUAUAAUUAGGUAAAGUGGCAAAUGUAAAAGUUGUACAAAAUUGAUAACGACCAUGGAUACUGGCCAAAAGUAUGAGGGCCCCAAUGAACAGAAAAUUCCUAGUUCCACAAUGGAGGCGAGUGACUCGCAAAAAGUAACUAGUUAGCAUUAGAGACUCUGGAACGCGUCCAUUUCCAUUAUGUCCUAACACAACCCCAUACAAGUUCAAUGUUUUAAAUGAUUGUAAUGAGGAAAUCGGGCUUGAUUUCAUGUCUUCAACCACUUUCAUCGCAUCAUUUUUUUUGGGUGGAAACUUCUAUCAAAACCUACCUAACUUCUCCAUUUGUACUAAUGGGAAACGUCCCACCUUUGGUUUAUUCGCAAGUUCCACAUUUUAGCUCUUCUUGCCCAAUGCCAUACCACGCCAACAUAAAAUACUACUCAUAGCAAAAAUAGGCUUCAAGGGUCAAAUGUUUAAUUCUAACUCGUAUUUAUUCGUUGUGGUAGUAAUUGGUAAAUGCUUUCUACCCAAAAAAGGGAGCUUCUAGCAUAUCUCUGAUCAUUCAGGAUAUAUUGUAGUUUUCUAGCAUUACAGGUGACAGAAUUUGCUUUCGCUCAUUCUCUUUUUUGUCUUUGGUAUGACUUUCAUAUUCUGGUAGAGCUGCUAAUGUCUCAUGCGGAUGGCUUUUUGCUUGGUGAGUCACCUCAUAUGGUGCUCUCAGCAUCUUUAUCUCAUGCACCCUGGCCUCUAUUCCACUUCAAUAAUAUCUUUCCCUCUUUUAAAAAAUGAUUACCUAUUAUUUCCAUUUUGGUAAUUGGUAAUUUUCGUUUCUUGGGUAUUGGUACUUGGUAAUUUUCAUAUUUUACUGUAAGAAUGAUAUUUUUCUUCUCUUUUAUUUUUAUAAGAAGAAUAGCAUUCUUUUAAGAACAGUAUAAAUGAGCUUGUGCUCACAAUACCCUUCUUUUAAAGGAAAAGUAAACCCAAAAGAAGAAGGGAAUCUGUUAAUGCUACAUGCCAUUAAUAUCCGCUUUAUAGUUGUUUGGAAGGAAGUGAUAUUAUUGGAAUAUUAAAUUGAUGUUAUCACA